Molecule: messenger RNA, 690 nt
Organism: Cooperia oncophora
Lineage: Eukaryota; Metazoa; Nematoda; Chromadorea; Rhabditida; Trichostrongylidae
Source: the annotation of a GenBank genome assembly
CUGUACGAGUGCAACCUUCACAUCUGGUUUCAGGCUGACACUCUGGCCGAGAUUGACAUAAGCGAAGUACGAAAAUGUGGAGAAAAAGCGGAUGCGAGGCAGUUCGAAUUGCUCAAGGUACUCGGCCAAGGCUCGUUUGGGAAAGUGUUUCUCGUGAGGAAAAUCCGCGGACGUGACACCGGGCACAUCUAUGCGAUGAAGGUACUGAAGAAGGCCACACUGAAAGUACGUGAUCGAUUGCGGACGAAAAUGGAACGCAAUAUCUUAGCACACAUUUCACAUCCAUUCAUCGUCAAAUUGCACUACGCAUUCCAAACCGAGGGCAAACUCUACCUAAUUCUGGACUUUUUACGAGGUGGUGAUCUGUUCACGCGGCUGUCGAAGGAGGUCAUGUUCACGGAGGAGGAUGUGAAGUUCUACCUGGCCGAGUUGACGUUAGCAUUGGAGCACCUUCAUUCACUCGGUAUUGUCUAUCGGGAUUUGAAGCCGGAAAACAUUCUCUUGGACGCUGACGGCCACAUUAAAGUGACCGAUUUCGGCCUCAGCAAAGAAUCGAUCGACAAUGAGAAGAAGACCUAUAGUUUUUGUGGAACGAUCGAGUAUAUGGCACCAGAGGUGAUAAAUCGACGAGGCCAUUCAUGCGCCGCUGACUUCUGGUCGUUGGGUGUUUUGAUGGUAAGUCGAUCUUAA